Danaus chrysippus (African queen) is the source of this 1620-nucleotide messenger RNA. NCBI's taxonomy places the organism in Eukaryota, Metazoa, Arthropoda, Insecta, Lepidoptera, Nymphalidae. The record is from the annotation of a GenBank genome assembly.
AUGGAUGACAUAUUCUUGUGGCUGGUAACGAUCGUGCUGGGAUUUUUGUUACUCAAAAAACUUUAUCGAUGGCGGUCUUUACCCCCGGGCCCCUGGGGUCUGCCUGUAUUUGGAUACCUACCAUUUUUAGACCCAGAACAACCUCAUUUGACCUUAACUAAAUUGGCGGAGCGUUAUGGACCAAUUUAUGGCAUUGACAUGGGGAGUACAUACGCCGUUGUUCUAUCUGAUUAUCGAUUAGUUCGGGAAGCAUUUGCCAAAGAUGUUUUUUCUGGAAGAGCUCCGCUAUAUUUGACCCACGGAAUCAUGAGAGGAUUUGGUAUAAUAUGCUCUGAAGGAGCUCGGUGGAAAGAUCAACGCAAACUAGUAACGACUUGGCUUAAAAGUUUUGGCAUGAGCAAACAUAGCGUUUCCAGAGAUAAAUUAGAAAAGCGUAUAGCUUCUGGUGUCCAUGAAGUAGUUCAAAAUCUUAGGGAAAACAAUGGGAGGCCUGUUAAUUUGUCGGAUAUGAUAACGCAUUCUUUGGGCAACGUUGUGAAUGAUAUUAUAUUUGGUUUCAAAUUCGAUGCCGACGAUAAGACAUGGCGUUGGUUCAGACAAAUACAAGAAGAAGGUUGUCAUGAAAUGGGCGUGUCCGCUGUCGUGAACUUCCUACCUUUUAUGAGAUUCAUAUCCCCGUCUAUUCAGAAGACAAUGGAAGUUUUAAUUCGAGGGCAAGCCCAAACUCAUAGAUUAUACGCAAGCAUCAUAGCCCGCAGGCGCAAAAUGCUUGGUUUGGAAAAACCAGCUGGUGCUGAAUUGCCUGCACACGAUAAGCUAUUUGACGAACAUCCUGAAGGGUUCAUAAAAUGCACAAAGUAUAGUAAGAAUGCAUCAAACGACGAAGUACAUUUUUUUAAUCCCGACGUAUUAAUUCCAUCCCAGGAUGAAUGCAUUUUGGAUAAAUUCUUGAUAGAACAAAAAAGGAGGUAUGAAAAUAAAGAAGAGAGCGCCAUUUUUGUGACUGACGAACAGUUGCAUUUCUUGUUAGCUGACAUGUUUGGGGCAGGACUUGAUACUACGUCUGUGACACUGUCGUGGUUUUUACUCUACAUGGCAUUAUAUCCGGAUGAACAGGAACUUGUGCGUGAAGAAAUAUUGUCUGUGUAUUCAGAAGAAUGUGAAAUCGACAGUUCAAAAUUACCUAAACUUAUGGCUGCGAUUUGCGAAACACAACGAAUCCGGUCUAUAGUACCCGUGGGUAUACCUCAUGGAUGUUUGCAAGAUACAUAUUUGGGUAAUUAUAGAAUACCAAAAGGUGCGAUGGUCGUGCCGCUGCAAUGGGCAAUUCAUAUGGAUCCUAAUAUUUGGGAAGAUCCACAUGUUUUUAAACCAAGCAGGUUUCUCGACGAGAAUGGGAAAUUGUUGAAACCUCAAGAGUUUAUACCGUUUCAAACAGGUAAGCGAAUGUGCCCUGGCGAUGAGCUUUCAAGAAUGCUUGCGGUUGGCUUCAUGGUUCAAUUGUUUAGGUCUUUUCGCGUGCGACUUGAAUCAAAGCCUCCCUCGACAAAGGAAAUGCAAGGAAAAGUUGGCGUUACUUUGUCGCCGCCUCAUGUUCUUUUCGUUUGUGACUCUGUAUAA